Molecule: messenger RNA, 2688 nt
Organism: Oxyura jamaicensis (ruddy duck)
Lineage: Eukaryota; Metazoa; Chordata; Aves; Anseriformes; Anatidae
Gene: HMOX2
Product: heme oxygenase 2
Exons: 6
Coding region: 1098-2036 (312 amino acids)
Biological process (GO): heme oxidation; response to oxidative stress; heme catabolic process
Molecular function (GO): heme oxygenase (decyclizing) activity; heme binding
Source: RefSeq, a predicted model, not a curated record
AGGCGUUGAGAAGCUCUUCCGAUGUAAUUGCCAGGUUACCUUGGUGAUGGCUUCAAGCUGCUAGGCCUCGAGUUGCGGGAUUUGUCUCACCUUUGAGACGCUUGGGUGUCCAGCCGUGCUGUGCUGAUCCUCACCGCAGGGAUGCGAGCUGUGUGCAUUUGGGGAAGCACCCUCAAGUCACAUGCUAGUUGAACAGCAGCUGUGAACUCUGUACUGAGAGGGUGUUCUGUGAAUUACUGAACUUCCGAGAGGGCCUGAGCAAAGCCAGGACUUCCAGUCUCAGUUCCCUGCUGCAGUGCUGUCUCUUGACUUCCUUCAAAGGGCAGGGUCAUCCCGGGGUUAGGCAUUGUCCUAUGCUGAGAACAACGGCUGCGCACCUCGAGUGUGAAGCUCGCCGUGCAGAUGUCUGUAGGGGAAAAGCAAGUGCUGGCUAGAUGAGAUGGGGAUAUUUUCUAGGAGGGCUUUAGCACUAUUACUGGAAAAUAAAUGCUUGGAGUGCUGAGUUGUCCUGUACCAAAACUUCUUUCCACUUCUCCUGUCCUGCCUCCUCAGGUCUCGUGGCCGUUGGACUUCUCCCAAGCAGGGUGCUGGGGAGGUAUGUGUUUACCCUGAACAUCAGCCAGGGGCUGGAUGAGCACAGAGCUGCUCCCAGCAAAUGAAGCCGUGUUCUGGCCUCUGAAGUGGAGGCAGGCAGCUCCCCAAACCUCCCCCUCGGCGUGUAGGACACUGCCUCCUUUGAAGGAGAGGGCCCAAGAAGCCGGUGCCCUGACCAGUGACCAUGUCACAGGAUUUCAGCUGCUUGUUUUUGAGUAAAAACAGCAGUCUGUGGUGAGAUGGCUUAUAAUGCUUUGAUUUUCCCCUCCUCCAAGUUCUCUUCAGAAUCCUAAUAUGGAAGAGGAUGGGGUUUUGAUUGGUGCUGACUUGUCUCUUGAGUUUGUGGCUCAUCAGGGAGCUGUCUGUGCUAGAGCCUGUAUCAGGAAGAUCUAAGCUUCCUUGUUUUCCUGUACGUGUGCUGUCCUCACCUCGUGCUGAAGGGACUGGUGUCCCUGCCCUACGUUUUGCUGUGGAGAGUGCCUAAUCCCCACCACAGACCAGCAAUGCCGUCCCUUGUGGAGAGCUCAGAAGGGGGAGACGAAGGGGAAAGCUUACGCUACGAGGAAAUGGAAGAUGACAACGUCAGCCCCACCGACCUUUCAGAGUUGCUGAAGGAUGGGACUAAGGAAUCCCAUGACCGUGCGGAGAACACUCAGUUUGUCAAAGACUUCCUGAAAGGACGGAUCAAGAAGGAGCUCUUCAAGCUGGCUACUGCGGCACUUUACUUCACAUACUCUGCUCUGGAAGAGGAAAUGGAUCGCAAUAAGGACAACCCAGUCUUUGCUCCUCUGUAUUUCCCUCUAGAGCUUCACCGGAAAGAAGCAUUGAUGAAAGACAUGAAAUAUUUCUAUGGAGAAGACUGGAAAGACAAGAUACAGUGCUCAGAGGCAACGCAGCACUAUGUGGACAGAAUCCACCAUGUGGGGCAGCAUGAGCCUGAGCUGCUAGUGGCUCAUGCUUACACACGCUACAUGGGGGACCUCUCAGGUGGCCAGGUGCUGAAGAAGGUAGCCCAGAGGGCCCUGAAGUUGCCCAGUACAGAUGAAGGGAUCCAGUUCUAUGUGUUUGAAAACAUUUCCAAUGCGCAGCAGUUCAAGCAGUUGUACAGAGCAAGGCUGAACGCACUGGACUUGGACAAGAACUGUAAGGAACGGAUCGUGGAAGAGGCCAACAGAGCCUUCAGGUUCAACAUGCAGGUAUUUGAUGAGCUGGACAAGAUCGGCAAGUCACUGACAGAAGAAGCCCAAGAAGGAGGCCUUCCAGUCCACGAUGGAAAAGGAGACCUACGCAAAUGCCCUUACUAUGCAGACAAACUAGGCAAGGCAGCACCCGGCUGUCCCUACCAUGCUGCCGUGGCCUUGGCAAAGCAGCCCCUAGUGCAGCUGAUCCUUGCGGCUUGCGUUGCUGUGGCAGCAGGAGCUGCAGCGUGGUACCUAAUGUGAUGCCAAGGCUGCCACCUGGCUCUUGGUGGUGGCAAGGCGCACCCUGUCCUUUUCCAAACUGUUCCCUUGCCAUCGGCGGAGUUGACUGCAGGGAAGUAAGUGGGGGGGGGGGGGGAAUCUGGGGGACUGUCCAAGACUUUUUGCACACCAAUAAUGCAAGCACAGUAAUAUAAUGUCUUUAGCUAACUAGUGUACAGGACUGGUCUGGUGAGAAGAUGUGAGGAUUCCAGUUCAGCGCUGCUCCACUCAGGCUGGAGCAGCUUUUAAAGCUAGAGAUGUCUUGUCCUGUAGUGACAAAGUCUACACAUGCUUGGCUUUUCAUCUCUUUCCCUGGAGCAGUCUCUGUUUCCUGCCCUGGGCUGCAACCGAAGAAUAUGUCAUCAGUCUUUUAGUGAAGAGCACUCAGUUUUGUACCCUGAGAAACUGAUGCUUGUCAUGCUGUGGUGGUUGUGCCAUGGGCCUGUUAGCUCAAAGGAAUGUCCUGCUUGUUGCAGUGUCCCAGGGACCAAGCAUAACUCAUGGGUGGAAGCUCCCUGGGUGAAGGGACAGGACCAAAUGGGGGGGGUGGGGGGUAUGAAGGUGUCAGAUGUAUAUUGUGCAACAUCAGUUCUUUGCUGAAGCCUUGACUGGAAUAAAAACUUGCUAUGCUGUA